Oryctolagus cuniculus (rabbit) is the source of this 878-nucleotide messenger RNA. Lineage: Eukaryota; Metazoa; Chordata; Mammalia; Lagomorpha; Leporidae. The record is from RefSeq and is a predicted model, not a curated record.
AGCACCUGGCUCCUGCCUUCAUAUCAGCGCAGUGCGCCAGUCGCAGCGCACCGGCCGCGGCGGCCAUUGGAGGGUGAACCAACGGCAAAAAAGGAAGACCUUUCUCUCUGUCUCUCUCUAUAUCUCACUGUCCACUCUGCCUUUCAAAAAAAAAAAAAGAACAAGACCAUAUCUUUUCCUGAGUGUGCCACACAGAUGUUUUUCUUCUUUGGCUUGGGGGGCAAUAACUGCUUCAUCUUGGCUGCUAUGUCCUAUGACCGUUACACAGCCAUCCACAACCCACUGCAUUAUCCCAUCCUGAUGACCCGUAAGGUCUGGUUUCUACUCAUGAUGGCCUCUUGUAUUGUUGGGAUCCUAAUUUCUCUGUGCAUCAUCACCAUUGUAUUCAACUUGUCCUAUUGUGAUUCCAACAUGGUCCAGCAUUUCUUCUGUGACAUUGCACCUGUGGUUCACCUUGCUUGUGAUUACACUUCCUAUCAUGAAAUGGCUAUAUAUAUGCUCUCUGCCUUUGUAUUGUUAGGCAGUUUUGUUUUAAUUAUGGUUUCCUAUGUCUUCAUAAUUACCGUAAUUAUGAAGAUGCCCUCUACAGAAGGAAGGUAUAAGGCCUUCUCAAUCUGUUCCUCCCACUUCACUGCGGUGUCCAUACACUAUGGAUUUGCUUGCUUUGGCUAUCUGAGGCCCAAAGACAGUGACACAUUCCGUGAAGACAUGCUGAUGGCUGUGACAUACAUGGUUCUAACACCACUGCUUAAUCCCAUCAUUUAUAGCCUUAGAAACAAAAAAAUGCGAACAGCUCUAAAGAAAGUUCUAGACAAUGGCAAUCAAUUUGUCCUCCAUCUGGCAAAUAAAAGAGAACAGAGCAUUUAAAAAUUUCUGGU